AUGCGCUUCACCUUAGUAGGUCUACUGCUUGCUGCAGCCUCGGCGGUGCUCGCAGCCGCAGCUCCUGCCCCCAACAACGUCACAAUCCAGCGCGCCGACGACUACGUGGACAAAGGUCUCGCGGAGGGACUCGCCUUCCUUCAGUCGUAUGGCCGGGAAGAGUUGGAAGCAGUUGAGGCCGUGGCCGAGGGUGGGCCGAAAAUCGUGUGUCACAACACGGACGGGAAAGACGCUCUCGGCGGCAAGUGCAAGUACCCAUUCGCCAAGGAUAUGUACUGGAUCGCUGCCCAAACCUGGUGCAGCCAGUUCUUCAACAAGAUGACCGUGCCGACCGGACAGUCGUUUCCUACCAAGCUCAUUGCCUUUAACUGCGGAACGGACCCUGUAGACAACGCCGGCAAGAAGUGCGACUUUCUCGGCAACAUCCGCAUGGACAGGGAUGCCGGGCGCGGGGGCGAACCGGAUGGCUGGAACUACAUUGAUCAGAAUCGGUGCAUGGCCUACAUCCAGAAUAUCUGGGGCAAGUGCGGUGGUUACGGCGGCUAUCAGAACACGGAAUGGGGCACAAUGUUUAUGAUGUGUACCAACUGA
This is a messenger RNA of Trematosphaeria pertusa, 591 nucleotides long. RefSeq lists its product as uncharacterized. The record is from RefSeq and is a predicted model, not a curated record. The coding region runs from base 1 to 591 and encodes 196 amino acids. Lineage: Eukaryota; Fungi; Ascomycota; Dothideomycetes; Pleosporales; Trematosphaeriaceae. The transcript has 4 exons.